This is a messenger RNA of Hyalella azteca, 3152 nucleotides long. RefSeq names its product flocculation protein FLO11. The coding region runs from base 9 to 2927 and encodes 972 amino acids. The transcript is spliced from 6 exons. The record is from RefSeq and is a predicted model, not a curated record. Lineage: Eukaryota; Metazoa; Arthropoda; Malacostraca; Amphipoda; Hyalellidae.
ACUGUACAAUGGCGUCGAGUAUGCGGCGAUGUCCGAUAUGCGUGAGCGAGUACGACGCUGUCAACAAGCGCCCGCUGGUGCUGAGCUGCGGGCACACCUUCUGCCACGACUGCCUCUACCGCAUGUCCGCCCACACAUACAGAACCUGUGCCGUUUGUCGUAAGUCCUGGAGCGACCGAACUGUCAACGAGUUACCAGAGUGCUACCAGCUUCUACCAACCGACGUGACGAGCGAUGUCCUCCAGUGUAGGAUUCAUAACACAAGUUUGCUCUUCUGGUGCGUCCCUUGCAGUGAAAAACUCUGCAGAAAAUGUUUACGCCAGCAGCACCGUGGUUGUGAAUGGGUCUUGCUCGAGGAGCAGGCCAAUGAGCUCAAAACCGAGAUGAUGCAGAAGGUGGCUGACACCGAAGCUGCCAUCAAAGAGAGUCUGUCAUCCAUUGAGAACAUAAUUAAAGAGAAUAAAACGGUGCUUGACCUGCAGAAGAACCUAGGCAAAAUGCUCAAAAAGCUGGGCAAGGAAUACGUCAUCUACCAACAAAGAAUUCUAGUGCUUCAGAGUAGACUGAACAAGCAAAUAUCUGAACUAGAGAAACUGAGCUCUGAUUGGACCAUUCCACCUGGCAGUGACUUUUUGGUGGCAAUCCGGGACAAGACAGCGGAAUUGGAGAACAUAAAAGCGGUGCUGAUGUGGCCUCAGAAACCUCACAUGCGCUCCUUCUAUGGCCUUAUUGACAACUUCCAGAGAUGCCGUGACAGCAAUUUUUCUUUGACUGACGUAUGCGACGGCCUUGAUCUACCUUUCUCUGACGAAGAAUCUGAAGUAGAAGACGAAGAGAACGAAGAAGACAUGGAAGAUUUGGAACCAGAACCGGCAAACGACCACGGUGAACAUGUACAUGAACAGAAUGCCGUGGUCAUAAACGAUCCGGAAUCGACGGUUCUGUCUUCCUCGACAGUUGAAAAUCCUUCUUCCGGAUUUGAUCCUCCUUUGUUCACUCUAAGUAACACGGUUUCAUCAUCAGCAGGAAUACUGGAUUCAAAUGCUAAUGAUGAGAAUGUGACUAGAGUCGAUGCAACAACAACUUUCGUUCCCUGCUCGCGUUCAUUACCCACUCAGUUCAGCCUAAGACCAGUGAUAUCAUUCUUUUCUCAAGCGAAUCUGUGUUUCAGUACGUUGGCCUCUACUUCAACACCACGGGCAUCGCAAAGUGGAACCGACCCAUUGACAUCUCCCGCAACUGCAACAAACGCUCUGCAAGCCACACCGCUAUUGUCAACCGACUACGUCCGUAAUGUUGCAACUGGUGGAAAUCGCAUGGAAAACGACGAUUCCCCUCUCGGUACUAACGAAGAUAUCAACUCAACUCAAACUGACCUGAAUUCGUCAGCGUCCGCAUCAAGACCAAAUGAUGCGAGUUCCCAAGGACCAACUUCAUCGGGGAUAAGUAACUUGCUUCCAUCUCAGUCUAUUUUUUCCUUUGCUGGUAAUUCUGGCAACGCAAAUGUCCAGAGAUUCCCUUUCAGCGCGUCAGAAAAUCGAAACCAGUCUAACCUUGUGAGUGUGAACGCCGCGUGCAGCAUUAAUGAAUCACAAAAUAACAGCAUCAGAACAAGUAAUUUCAACACGAUGCCGCGGACACGAGGCAAUGCAGUCGGAAAUAGAUUGCAAUUCAUCUUUUCCGAAAGAAACAGAUUGAGGCCUAGAAUACCGGAGAACCUGCUUCAAAUUUGCCAAGAUUCGAGUCAACCUCAAUUUGGAUUCCGAUGUUCGUUUCCUACAAGUAUGCGAUCGCCUGCGAGCGUGAAGGCUGAUUCAUCCGGUUUUUCAUCAAUGUCUAGAAGCACUGCUCAAUUGUACACUGCAAAUUCAAACUCAUCGUCCACUACAAAUCCAACGCAAUGUCAUAGCCUUACAAAUUCUGAAUCAAUGCUCCCUGAAGCCACAAAUUUGUCAUUUAAUUCCCUUCUAUCAACGUUUAAAUUUAGCCCUACCACGACCAUCAACACAUCAGGUAUAUCGAGCACCAGCUCAUCUUCGGACAAUACGCAAAUUGAAAUAGAAAAUAACGUACCACAGCCUUCCUCUGCAGCUCAAUUGUUAGUUGCUGAGGCUGAAAGCUCAGAUCCAAUGCAAAACAUCGUAAAUGCACCGUCCACUAUGUCCGACUCAGGACCAGAAACAGAUUCGGCCACUUUAUUGACACCUGUGGACAUUCAGCGCAUUUGUUCACCACACAAUGAAAACCCGCCAGCUUCCAGUGAACUUAUUUCAGAGGCCGGCAAUCGAGGGACUUGCAGCGGAAAUGAUACUCAGACGGAGAAGUCUGCUCUUCAGGCUGUACUUCAUGACUCUUCGGACGAUUCUUCCUUGAGCAGUCCUAGAUCAGAUACCCUGUCCCGCGAAGUGACAGACGAAGAUUCUGUUACAGGACAAAUGCGUCUAGUCCAGAGUUCAGAUUUGCUAAGGACAUUUAAGAAAGCAAUGAAUGAGCUCAGGAAACUAAAAAAGUCACUGAAAAUGUCCAAAGCCAAUCGGACAACAAUUGGAGUUGCAACAGAAAAACGCGAAACCAUUGCCAACAAAUCAGUGGCCACGUCCACGCACGUUACAGCCGAAGUAUCGAACUCCGCCUUGAAUUCUCAAGGAUCCUCGGUGCGGCCGAAACACAGAAUACAAUGCUCAGAUUAUGGGACAGCAAGCACGGAUAUGGCAGCAGCAUUGCCUACGUCUCCGAGACAGCCACACGAUGACACCGCAAGUCCGAAGCGUCAUGACACGCUGCACUCGCAAUAUCGCCGGUUCCUGAAACGCGGAGGGCCCUUUCGCCGGCGCCUCCGGCCGCGGUCGUCGGCUGCUGUCGGAGGCGAGACAGCGGCUCGCAAGGCUCCUGAGACGCCCACCGAUGACCAACAACGACAAAAUUGAUGCGUAACGCUCACAAGCAGAGAGCAGACGCAACUGGAUCAGGGCUGGGCCAAACUGGGCCAGGAUGACUCACAAAAAACGCAACGCUAUUUGGACAAAGUCCCGCUCAUAUCUCAGAGUGCAUGCACAUGUGAUGAUCAGAUAUUCUCUGUGAUACGAGUGUGAUACUCUUAUUUUUCUCUGUAGAAUAAGUCACAACCUUAUAUUUUAUAUAUAUUAGCUUUC